This is a messenger RNA of Lachancea lanzarotensis, 1278 nucleotides long. It is a transcript of the gene MED1, whose product is annotated as LALA0S03e04852g1_1. NCBI's taxonomy places the organism in Eukaryota, Fungi, Ascomycota, Saccharomycetes, Saccharomycetales, Saccharomycetaceae. The transcript has a single exon. Bases 1 to 1278 code for a protein of 425 amino acids. Gene Ontology annotation, cellular component: mediator complex. The record is from RefSeq and is a predicted model, not a curated record. Gene Ontology annotation, molecular function: transcription coregulator activity. Gene Ontology annotation, biological process: regulation of transcription by RNA polymerase II.
AUGAGCGAUGCUUACGUCGAGACCCUUGGGCAGAUGGUUUCUGUUCUUCAGGAAUACAAGCCUGGCUUAGUUACUUUGGACAAUGUCACUCGAUUAUGCAAGACAUUACGGUUGGAAUCUUUCACGGACAACAUUGACAGCAACACAGUGCGUCUUUCUGCAGCAUCAAAUAUCAUUGUAAUAGAUAUGGACUUUCUGAAAAACGAGAAACAGGUCAAGGACGUCAAACUGGUGCUUGCAAGUAACUUCGACAAUUUCAACUAUUUCAAUGACGGUGACAAUGGGAAUAUCUUAUUCAAUGCAUUGAAGUGCUUUCCUGACUUACAAACGUUUUAUUAUAACCUGAAAUUCUUAUCGGUGCUGGACGCCCACUCUAGCGUCGAAACGGAAGCGUCCAGCUCUUCCAAAAGUGAAAAACUGGAUCUUUUCAAAUAUUUCACUGAACUACCAGAACAACUGCGAUCCUACUUCUCAGAUACGUCUUUCAAUGCAGAAAUACGCACCAACGUCGAUAACAGAUUUGGGAUUUAUAUUUGGAGUGAAGGAAAGCAAAUCGCCAAAAUUUCGAUCGAGGAAAGCAUUGGUGCAGACACUGAUCGAUUGUACGACUACCGUUAUUCUGGUGGUACGUGGAAUUGCGAAAGUCUUGAUAACGUUGCUUCAGGCGUGAUGUUAAGCUUGCAAGUUUGCGAUUCUGAUCUAUACUUUCCCCAGGAGCUCAUUUCUGAAGAUUUAGUGCUGGAUGCUGAGUACCAGAAUUCGUUUUCCGUGGUAAACCACCAAAAAUCGAUUCAUCUCUACAAUGAGACAACCACUUCUUUCAUACAGGCCUCAAAAUUCAAUAUCAGCAACGAUAAGAUCGAACUCCUGGCGGAACUUCUCAAGUGGGUCGGUUGGUGGCAGAAUGUGCUCUCCAAAGUGCUGCAAACCUUGAAAUGUCCACAGCCUUCAAUCGAGCCGAAAAGACGCACUUCUUCGAAUUCCAACUUGAUGGCAUCGCGAAGGCGUGCAAGCACUACUCGCCGCCGCAGAUCCUCUCAAAUGGGUCACCGUCCCAGCCUGAACGAAUCCAGUAUGAUGAAAGACGGUGGGCUACAGCAAUUUACUUUGAACGAAGUGAUGAGCCAAGCUGUCAUCGAAGAUGAGGAGCCUUCCGAGAAAACCGACCUUGUUUUAAAUGAAGAUUCUGUGACUCUCGGCAACGAGCGUUGUGAUAACAGGAUGGGGCUGCCAGAAUGGGAAGCAUUUAUGCUCAAGUUCUCGGAAGCCGUUGUGUAG